AUGGCGUCACGGGACAGUGUGAAGCAGGAGAGGCUGUCCUGGCCUGUGCUCCUGCUCACUCUGGCAGCUGUCACCUCCUCCUCACUCUCAGCUCUCUCGCUGUACCAGCUGGUGGCCCUCCGCACAGAGAUGGAGGGGCUGAAGUCUGAGGUCUGCCACAGGAGAACAGAGCAACAGGAGCGUGGGCAAAGAGCGCAGGAAAAGUCCAUGAUGGACAAUUUUUGUGCCAAGAGAAGCCGCCCGGAUACGUGGCAACGGCCUGAGCACACUUCUACACUGAUUAGAAAAAAAAGAGUGGCAACUAAUAAAGAGUUAUUAGUAGCUCAGUCUUGUUUGCAGUUUUUGGCAAAUAGCAGCAGGAAAAUCUUCAAAAAAGAAUUUGACUUUGAUGAGCACAUUGCUAUCCCUUGGCAAACGGGCCUGAAGCGAGGCUCUGCCCUGGAGGAGGACCAGGACAGAAUACUGAUCCAACAAGAGGGCUACUACUUUGUUUACAGCCAGGUCUACUACAUGGACACCCAAGUCGCUAUGGGCCACGUGGUCAUCAGGUGGAAGGCCAAUGUUGUGGGGAAUGAAGCUCCUCAUGUGGUUUUGUUCCGCUGCAUCAAAAACAUGAGACAAGAAUACUCCUUUAAUACCUGCUACACUGGAGGUAUUGUCAAACUGGAUAUUGGGGACCACCUGGAGCUGCUGAUUCCCAGAACCGAAGCCAACAUUUCUUUGGAUGGAGAAGGCACCUUUAUGGGUGCUCUCAAACUAGCGUGA
Messenger RNA from Knipowitschia caucasica, 765 nucleotides. Lineage: Eukaryota; Metazoa; Chordata; Actinopteri; Gobiiformes; Gobiidae. The record is from the annotation of a GenBank genome assembly.